Pyrus x bretschneideri (Chinese white pear) is the source of this 1035-nucleotide messenger RNA. RefSeq lists its product as uncharacterized. Bases 1 to 1035 code for a protein of 344 amino acids. Lineage: Eukaryota; Viridiplantae; Streptophyta; Magnoliopsida; Rosales; Rosaceae. The transcript has a single exon. The record is from RefSeq and is a predicted model, not a curated record.
AUGGAUGAUACUAGUAAUUCUUCUAGUAAACUGGGCAGCACGUCAGUUGUGAGUGUUGUGCCUGUGGUGAUCCCAUCUUCCACCAAUCAUGAUGAGAAGCCUGAGAAGUUCAAUGGGACAGAUUUCAAGAGGUGGCAACAAAAAAUGUUAUUUUACCUCACCACUCUGAACUUGGCAAAGUUUCUGACUAAAGAUGCGCCGAUGUCUGGAACUAUCGCAAAAGAAGUAGCUGCAGUAGAUGCAUGGAACCAUUCUGAUUUUCUUUGCAAGAAUUAUAUCCUCAAUGCAUUAGAUAAUGCACUAUACAAUGUGUAUAGUCCAAUUGAAAAUGCAAAAGCCUUAUGGAACUCUUUUGACAAAAAAUAUAAGACUGAAGAUGCUGGCAUGAAGAAAUUCGUGGUCGGUCGAUUUCUUGACUACAAGAUGACAGACUCCAAGAAGGUUAUUAAUCAAGUCCAAGAGCUACAACUUAUUCUUCAUGAAAUACAUGCUGAAGGGAUGUCGCUAAGUGAGACCUUUCAAGUGGCUGCAGUAAUUGAAAAAUUACCUCCUGCUUGGAAAGAUUUCAAAAAUUAUCUCAAGUAUAAGUGCAAAGAGAUGGGACUUGAGGAUUUAAUUGUAAGAUUAAGGAUUGAGGAGGAUAAUCGUUACUCUAAAAAGAAGUCUAACAGUCAAUUUAUGCAAGCCAAGGCACAUAUUGUGGAGGGUGGGUCAAAGAAUAACAAAAAGAGGAAGCACUCUGGUGAAAGUUCAAGCCAAGGGAAUUUUAAAAAGUUCAAAGGCAAGCGUUUUGUUUGCAACAAGAUAGGACAUCGUGCUAGCAAAUGUCGAAACCGCAAAGGCCAAGAUAAUUCCAAAAAGAAGAGUAAUGAAGUACACAUUACCGAGGAAGAGAGGCUGUCCAAAAAGAUCUCUAACAUAAAUCUUGCGGCUGUGGUAUCUGAAGUCCACAUGGUGGGAAACACUAAGGAAUGGUGGGUUGACACUGGGGCUACUCGCCACAUAUGCUUUGAUAGAAAAAUGUUUACCACCUAG